AUGGCGAAGAGCGGCGUGGCUGAAGGGGACGAGGCCAUGGCGGCGAAAUCCGCGGAGCUGAAGAAGGAGCUGCAGAAAUUAGCGAGGCUGAUCGCCGACGACGAGGAUUUCAGUCCGGCGGCGAUCGAUCGAGCUCAGAAGGUUCUGUUUGCUCUCAGGGAAUUAAAGUUGAAGAAAUCCGUUCGUAGUGAUUGUGGUGGGAUGGUCGGUGUGCCGGCGCCGGAGGAGUUCAAGUGCCCGCUUUCGAAGGAGCUAAUGAGGGAUCCCGUGAUAAUUGCGUCCGGUCAGACCUUUGAUCGCCCCUUCAUCCAGAAAUGGUUAGGCUCAGGAAACAGAACGUGCCCCAAAACCCAGCAAGUGCUUUCCCACACCAUCCUCACACCCAACCACUUAAUCCGAGACUUAGUUUCCCAAUGGUGUGAAAAUCACGGCUUCAAACUACCCGACCCGUUUGCCCCCAUAGAUGACGAAGCCCCAACCGAAGCCGACAAAACCCAUUUUCUCUCCCUACUCGAAAAAAUAUCCUCUCCGGCCCCACCCGACCGUAAGGAGGCCGCUAAAGAGCUCCGCUUACUAACCAAGAAAUCGCCCCCCUUCCGAGCCCUCUUUGGCGAGUCCCCCGACUCCAUUCCCAAACUUCUAUCACCGCUCCUCGGGCCCAACGCACGGGCCACGGGCCCCGCCCUUCGUGAGGACGUGGUCACGACCCUCCUUAACCUCUCGAUCCACGAUAGCAACAAGAAGCUCGUGGCCGAGAAUCCCGACGCCGUGCCCCUCCUUGUCGAGUCUUUGAAACCCGAGAACACGAUCGAGACGAGGGCAAAUUCGUCCGCGGCCCUUUUCACCCUCUCGGCCCUUGAUCCGAACAAGGUCUUGAUAGGCCGUUCGGGAGCGUUCGGGCCCUUGAUCGGGCUUUUGGACGAGGGGCACCCUUUGGCCGUGCGCGAUGUUGCCUCGGCUAUCUUUAAUUUGUGCAUUGUUCAUGAGAACAAGUCGAGGGCGGUUAAAUGUGGCGCGGUUCGUGUGAUUAUGAGAAAAAUUAUGGAUGGAGUGCAUGUGGACGAGUUACUGUCGAUUGUUGCCAUGUUGUCGACGAGCCAAAGGGCGAUUGAGGAAAUAGUUGAGCUCGGUGGGGUUUCUUGCCUGCUCGGGAUUAUUCAGGAGAGCUCGUGCGCACGCAAUAAGGAGAAUUGUGUUGCGAUUUUGUACGCUAUUUGUUAUGGUGAUCGAUCUCAAUUGAGGGAGAUUAGGGAAGAGGAGAAAAGGCGUGGCACAAUAUCUUGGCUUGCUCAAAACGGGACCUCACGGGCUCGGAGGAAGGCUAGUGGGAUUCUCGAGAGGAUGAAUAGGGUUUUCGACGUUACUCAUACGGCGUGA
This is a messenger RNA of Striga hermonthica, 1377 nucleotides long. Lineage: Eukaryota; Viridiplantae; Streptophyta; Magnoliopsida; Lamiales; Orobanchaceae. The record is from the annotation of a GenBank genome assembly.